This is a messenger RNA of Eucalyptus grandis, 2321 nucleotides long. Its product is annotated as pentatricopeptide repeat-containing protein At3g62890. Bases 98 to 1828 code for a protein of 576 amino acids. Gene Ontology annotation, biological process: RNA modification. The record is from RefSeq and is a predicted model, not a curated record. The transcript has 2 exons. Gene Ontology annotation, molecular function: RNA binding; protein binding; zinc ion binding. NCBI's taxonomy places the organism in Eukaryota, Viridiplantae, Streptophyta, Magnoliopsida, Myrtales, Myrtaceae.
UAUCAUUGCUGCAAGCUUUGCAGCUCUCCUCUGCUAGCUAUAAUGAGGAGAAACUCGCCCCCUGCUGAAAUUCCAUGCGUCUCGCUAGCUUCUCCAGAUGCGACCUUCCACAAGCGCGAAGCUCAUUUCGUUGACGCACCCGACUCUCAACUUCGCCCACCGCACCUUCGAAUCCUUCGUCUGGAACAACAUCAUUCGAGCCCAUGCCCAAUCCCAAUCCCAAUCCCAAUCCCCUGCCUCUCUUCACCCUCCACUAUCGGUCUUCGCUCGCAUGCGCUCCCAUGGCGUCGAACCCGACUUCCACACCUUCCCUUUCCUCCUCCAGUCCUUCGAUUCCGUUCCCCAUCUCCAGUCGGGUCGACAGACCCACGCCCAAGUUUUCGUCUUUGGGCUUGACCGGGAUACCUUCGUCCAGACUUGUCUCAUCAACAUGUACUCUUCGUGCGGCGACCCACCGCUCGCACGUCGCGUGUUCGACGAGAUUGCCGAACCGGAUUUGCCGUCUUGGAAUUCGGUCGUCAAUGCGUACUUGAAAUUGGGUCGGAGUGAUACUGCCCGUGCGCUGUUCGACGAAAUGCCUGACAGGAACGUGAUAUCAUGGAGUUCCAUGAUUAAUGGGUACGUUAGGUGUGGGGAGUUUAAGGAAGCGCUCGCUUUGUUCAGGGAGAUGCAACUCGCGGAAGGCGCUUUGGUUAGGCCUAAUGAGUUUACCAUGUCUGGAGUGCUUUUGGCAUGUGGGCGGUUGGGUGCGCUGGAACAUGGGAAGUGGGCUCAUGCUUAUAUUGACAGAUGUGGGAUACGAGUUGAUGUUGUGUUGGGAACUUGUCUCAUAGACAUGUAUGCUAAAUGCGGUAGUAUUGAGAGGGCGAGGUUGGUUUUCCGCAAUUUGGGCCCUAAUAAGGAUGUCAUGGCUUGGAGUGCUAUGAUAUCAGGCUUGGCAAUGCAUGGUCAUCCUGGGGAGUGUCUCGAUUUGUUCUCCAACAUGAUACAGCAAGGUGUGAAACCUAAUGGUGUGACAUACUUGGGUAUUCUUUGCACUUGUGUUCACGGAGGUUUGGUGAGUCAAGGGAAGGAAUUUUUCAGGCAAAUGAGUGAGGAGCAUGGAAUAAUUCCGAUGAUUCAACACUAUGGUUGUCUAGUGGAUCUUUUUGGGAGAGCAGGUCUACUAAAGGAGGCAUGGACUGUGGUGAAGUCGAUGCCUAUGGAGCCUGAUGUGCUUAUAUGGGGUGCUCUACUGAGUGGAUCCAGGACACAUGGUGACAUUGAGACAUGUGAGAUUGCGCUCAAAAAGCUAAUCCAGCUGGAUCCUGGCAAUAGUGGUGCCUAUGUGCUUCUAUCAAAUGUUUAUGCAAAAUUGGGUAGAUGGAAUGAAGUGAGGCAAGUCAGAAACCUAAUGGAAGCAAAGGGCAUUUAUAAAGUCCCUGGGUGCAGCUUAGUAGAGCUUGACGGGGUACUUCAUGAGUUUUUUGUGGGAGAUGAUUCCCAUCCGGACACCAAGGAGAUAUAUAUGAUGCUUGAUGAGAUCAUGGCGAAACUGAAGAAGGCGGGUUAUGUGGGAAACACAAAAGAAGUAUUGCUUGAUUUGGAUGAGGAAGCAAAAGAGCUUGCUCUAUCCCUUCACAGUGAAAAACUGGCUAUAGCAUUUUGCAUUUUAAAAACGAGUGCUGGUACUCCCAUACGAAUCAUUAAGAACCUUAGAAUAUGUGGUGAUUGUCACGUUGCCAUGAAGAUGAUAUCCAAAGUCUACAGACGCAAGAUCGUGAUCAGGGACUGUAAUCGGUUUCACCAAUUCAAUGAUGGAGUUUGCUCUUGCAAAGAUUUCUGGUAGAUGAAAAAAAUUCUGGGUUAAUUUUAUGAAACCUUUUAAUUUUCAUAGGUGCGUGUAGCAACAGAAAUUUGGACAUGACAUUGACUGAAACAGCAGACCAUUCACACAAAUUCUGGUAGUCCAAUACUCUGGAAAGGCAGAUAUCGGGCUGUAAAGAUUCAGUUUGAGCUAUGCAUUAUAUUGAGUGGUCUGAACCACAAGAGCCCUGGGGGCAUGGCCAUCUGCCAAGAGGACAUCGACUUGAAUAUCCUGUUUUAAUUUACAAGACCUUCCCUGAGGUGAGAAGAAGCAUCGCCCUUGGCUGAACUGUGGCUGUUUAUGAUUAGCAACAAGUAUCUGUUGAAGGCCUCUCACUGUUUAUAGUUGGUGAUGGGUACCUGUUAAAGGCCUCCGGUUAGAGUUCGUACACUUUCCUGUUGUUGACAGUAGCUAUAUUGUGACAUAUUCUAAUGGUGGCUAAUGAUAUUAGUAGUCCCUGAAUUUUUUCAUGUUA